Molecule: messenger RNA, 6052 nt
Organism: Trichechus manatus latirostris (Florida manatee)
Lineage: Eukaryota; Metazoa; Chordata; Mammalia; Sirenia; Trichechidae
Gene: HYCC1
Product: hyccin PI4KA lipid kinase complex subunit 1
Exons: 11
Coding region: 208-1773 (521 amino acids)
Biological process (GO): protein localization to plasma membrane; phosphatidylinositol phosphate biosynthetic process
Cellular component (GO): plasma membrane
Source: RefSeq, a predicted model, not a curated record
UCGGGUUGGGCUGUCAGUCAGUGAGCGGAGGGGGAAGAUGGCUCGCCGGGGCCCGUUCUACUAGGAAGAAGGGGGGCAGGUAGUGCUGCUACUCGGGAGAUAGCAGAGCAGCCGCCGUCGCUGUCGCUGCGAGCCGGACAAGUCGAGGUUCUGUAGGUGAAAGUUGGGGAGCCGCUCUGGUUGAAGGUUUAGAACAGAUGUGGAAAGAUGUUCACUUCAGAAAAAGGAGUUGUGGAGGAAUGGUUGUCAGAGUUUAAGGCACUACCAGAAACAUCUUUAUCAAAUUAUGCCACAAAUUUAAAAGACAAGAGUGCUUUAGUUUCAUCUCUGUAUAAAGUUAUCCAGGAGCCACAAAGUGAGUUGCUAGAACCUGUCUGUCACCAGCUCUUUGAAUUCUAUCGCAGUGGAGAGGAACAGUUGCUUCAAUUUACACUGCAGUUUCUCCCAGAACUGAUUUGGUGCUACCUUGCAGUCUCAGCCAGCAGAAAUGUGCAUAGCAGUGGAUGCAUUGAAGCUCUUCUUCUAGGAGUUUACAAUUUGGAAAUAGUUGACAAAGAGGGACAUAGCAAAGUAUUAAGUUUUACAAUUCCAUCUUUAUCCAAACCAUCUGUAUAUCAUGAACCUUCCAGCAUUGGUUCCAUGGCUCUGACUGAGAGUGCACUAUCCCAGCAUGGUUUGUCGAGAGUUGUGUACAGUGGACCUCAUCCUCAAAGGGAGAUGCUAACAGCCCAGAAUAGGUUUGAAGUAUUGACAUUCCUUUUGUUGUGUUACAAUGCUGCUUUAACCCAUAUGCCCAGUGUUUCUCUUCAAUCACUGUGUCAAAUUUAUUCAAGAAUCUGUGUUUGUGGAUAUCCUCGACAACAAGUAAGAAAAUACAAAGGUAUAAGUAGCAGGAUACCGGUUUCUUCAGAAUUCAUGGUGCAAAUGUUAACAGGGAUUUAUUUUGCCUUUUACAAGGGCGAAUGGGAUCUAGCUCAAAAAGCAUUGGAUGAUAUUAUAUACAGAGCCCAGCUGGAGUUAUAUCCAGAGCCACUGCUGGUUGCUAAUGCAAUAAAGGCUUCAUUGCCUCAUGGUGCCAUGAAAUCUAGUAAGGAGGGCACAAGGUGUAUUCAAGUUGAAAUUACACCAACUUCCUCUAGAAUAUCAAGAAAUGCAGUAACCAGCAUGUCUAUAAGAGGUCAUAGGUGGAAAAGACAUGGAAAUACAGAUUUAACAGGUCAAGAGGAACUGACGGACAUAUCUGAAGUUGACGAGGGAUUUUAUUCCAGGGCUGCGUCUAGUACCAGCCAGUUGGGUUUAUCAAACAGUAGUCACAAUUCUAGUAACAAGACAAGUGUAGGAAAGAACCAGAGACGGUCAGGAGGAAGCAAAACUGGAGGAAAAGAAAAAGAAACUACAGGGGAAUCUUGCAAAGAUCACUUUGCUCGAAAACAAACUCAGAGAGCCCAAAGUGAGAGUCUUGAGCUUCUCUCUUUGAAGAGACUUACUUUAACAACCAGCCAAUCCCUGCCUAAGCCUAGUAGCCAUGGUUUGGCCAAGACCGCUGCUACUGUGUUUAGUAAAUCCUUUGAACAAGUCAGUGGUGUCACAGUCCCACAUAACCCAUCACCUGCUGUUGGUUGUGGGACUGGGACAGAUGCCAAUAGGUUUUCUGCUUAUAGUCUCCAGGAAGAAAAGCUUAUUUACAUUUCUGAAAGAACUGAACUUCCGAUGAAGCAUCCAUCAGGUCAGCAGAGACCUCCUAGUAUUAGCAUUACUCUGUCAACAGAUUAAUUUCUAACUUAUUUUUCUCACUAACCAGUCACUCUGGAAAUACCACUUUGCUUCUGUAUGAAAGUGCCCUAGGUCUUUCAUCCCUGUUCCUGGGAGGAGCCCCAAUGUCUUAAAUUCUGAAGGCUACCUUGAAUUUUGAAGGGAAUAAUGUCUAGGUUGCAGUAUGUUGAAAUAUGAUUUUGUUAUUUCUUGGUUAUGUUCUUCCCCUUGCUUUGAGUCUUAUUUUCUUUCCUAUAUUUUACUGUUGCCCUGAGAUUGCCAAUGUGACAAUAAAUUUUGGUAGAUUGUCUGAUCAGGUUGGCUACAUCAUAUGUGAGGCUAUGAGGGUUUUUUUGUUUUUUUUUUUUUAAAUAACUCCUGUUUUGGUAGCUGUAUGUUUGGCUUUCAGAGUGAAAGGGAACCUCCAAACUUGGGAACUGUUUCAUAAAGGAUGAGGCAGAUGUGGAACUCCAGGAAUUCUACAGCUGGCCAUUUAACAAGCCAGUUUGAAAAACAGGCAUAUGAAAAUCAAAAAUGAUGUGUAUAAAAAGUACCUGAUAAAAAUGUUUGUAACAAGGUCAUCUUUAAGAUUAGAACAGCUUAUUCAAAGCACUGAAAAAUGUCUAGAAUAUUAUAUAAUGUGAGGAGAUGAAAAUUAUAUGAUUCCAGAAGACAGAUGGAGGGAUAUCUGUUGUUAUCUUUGGGACAUUUUUAUAUCAAAAGUCAGAUUGUUGCUAGGUGUGUUGUUCUGAAGUGUUUCACCUGGAUUUAUCAGAUGAAAAUCCCUUAUAAUUCCUAUGAUAUAAUAGGCUGUAAAGCUGAUUUACCCUGCUCCUCGACUUUGGGAAUCCUAGUUACUUUGGAUUCCUAUAAUUCAGAGCAUGUAUCAUUGAAGACUUCCUGGAAGUCAUUGUAAAUAUUGCAACACAGGUCUCAAGACACCAAUAUCAACCAUAUAAGAUUGAAUUGUUUGCCUGCAAAUGAAAGAUAUUAGAUAAUUUUUUCAUCGAUGAAAUGUCAUGAAAGAAAAUUAAGAAUAGUGAAAUAUAGACAAAGGGCAUUUAUAUAAUAACUAACUUAGGGUUUUUUAUGUUUGUGUUCUUAAAUUUAAAAUUACAAAGUAUGAAAAAAAGAAGUAUGUUUCUUGUUUUGUGACAGGCCUAUUUUAAAUGUUUUAUUAUGUUGUAGAAGGAAUAACAAAUUUAGUUACCUUCCCCUAACGAAAACUAAAAAUAAGCUUGUAUGAAGCUAUAGAGAGUAUGUGACCUCUAGAUUGACAUAAAAGUUUGGUGUUUGCUAGUGGUGGUCAUUUCAGCUAUGGUUGAGGUUCCCUGUAAAUCAAGGCUGCUGAAGUAAUAAUUCAGAGUCAGAGAAAGCAGUGCGAGAAUGAGAGCAAGUUGGCUGGGGAGGAAGGCCCAGGGAGCUGUUCACUUUCUUGGGCUUUUACUAUUAGUACACAGUAGUGUCCUUAUCCACAGACUCUCGCUGUGGGCACACAAAGAGAAAAUACUAGUGUUUUCCUCUUCUGCCUGCUUAUCAUGACCUCAGAUAUAUGAAAAAUGUGUAUGUCUUGAAGGGUCCCUGAAGCAUUUACACACUAUGGAUGCAGUUUUGACUAUGACUGCUUUGGCCACAAAUUUAAAUCUAGUUCUUCAAAAAGCAUAAACUAGUUUUCAUUCAUUAGUCCUAAUUGCAGUAUGAUUUUUGACAUAAGUACAUUUCAUGUUUUUAGUUCCAGUAAUAGAAUAGAAUAAGAUCUAAUGGCCUAAAUUGUAGCAAAAAGAAUAUAAGACAACCAGAAAGUGAAAGUUGAUAUUGUAUUCACUUAAUAGGAAUCCUGUGUACAAUUUUAAAUAUUUGUAAAAUGUCGCUGUGAAUUUCCUGUUGUCUUUUUGUAAUUCUUUAACAAAGAUUUUUCUCUAGGUAUAGGUACUAACAGUGUUGAUAUUAUUAAGAACUAAUUUAAAAGAUUGGCACUUUAAGCAAGUUGAGUUGCUUAGGAAAUGUUUUUGAAUAAGUUUGAGUAACUUAUUCUCAGAUGGCACAGAUGACAGCUCAGAUUUUAAAGUUCAACCACUGUAAUGGAACCUCAUUUUGCUAUUAUGCUAGACCCUUGCUACGCAGGGUAGUCUGAAGACUAGUAAGUAGCAUUGGCAUCACCUGGCAGCUUGUUACAACUGCAGAAUUUCAGCACCACCCAGACCUAUGGAAUCAGAAUCUGCAUUUUAACAAGAUCCGCAGGUGAUUUUUACGCACAGUAGAGUUUGAGAAGUGCUGGUCAAGAGACUAUCAGAGUACAAACAAAUCACUUGUCUAAUAUUUAGAAUUCUUGGUGGUCUCACAACCCUAGAUCAUGGAAAUAUGUUAGUUAGGUACUACUAGAUCAUUAUAACCUUUGUUGUUUCUGACAGCUAAUUAACUUUUAAUAACAUUGACACGACUUCUAAUUUUGAAUUUUUAAUGAUUCUCAUUUAUUUUUGCAAUAAAAAUGUAACGUUUUAUAUUUUUCUUGUUAUUCAUAAAUGGAGUCAGAUGUGUAGAUGCUUGCAAUUGUAAGUAUGGAAGGGCUACCACCCUUUUAUACAAUGCACAACCGAUUUGCUUGUGUAUUCUUUUUUUUAAUUUCUGGAGGCUUACUCAGUGGGGUGGUUUUGAAUUUUUGCUCCAAAUAACUUGCACCAGUUGAUUUUCUGGAGUGUUAAAUUAUGUUAACAAUGAAAUUAUUUUAUAGAAACUUUGAUAAUAUUUCAAAUAAGGAUUAUGAAUUUGAAAAUUUUGUAGUAAUUAUAAAUAUUGAAUAAUAUUAACUAUGGUAAGAAAUUGUUAUUACUCCUUCUGCCCUUUCCUUACUCACCUUCCCAAAUUUGAAAAUUUGGGAAGGCUUUUGUAGGUCAUUUUGCUGUGAAGAUGCUGGUAUGACAAUUUGCUCAUGGACUUCAGAUAUAUCCAAUAUACAUUUUACCAGGAGAAGGAUUCCACAUAAAAUUGUGGUCUUAAACCCUGUAGCUCAGAGGAUCUGAGUAGAAAUUGCAGCUCCAUUCCACAUUUUAAACUUCUAAGGAUUCUGGAAAUUACCCAACCUCUCACUCUGGAAACAGCAAACUGCCUGGGGUAUGUUGUAGUGAAGCUCGACCCUAGCACUAGCGUUUUGGAAGCCAAGUGGGGAGAGAAACAACUAUGUAGACUUUUCAAGGGAGUGUCCCAGAAUAUGGAGGGCAAGGAUGUCUUCCCUUUUUGCCCCCGAAGCUACAGGAAAGCACCCUGGAGUUCUUGCUCACCAUCCUGGAACUUAAUUUAAGGCAGUUUCGUAGAUUUGAAGAGUAGAAAUUCUCAGUCCUUAAAUGAUGACUGAAGUUUGUUUUGGAGAUACAAUAUUUUAUUGCUGUUUUCAUUUAUGAAGCAACUGCUCAGCAAACAUAACUCAUUAAAAUAAAAAAAAAAAGUUGAAGGGAAAUAUCUUAUUUAAGCCAAAAUAGAUAAAAACGAUCCCAGUUUUUAAGGGAUUUUGCCUAUUUUGGAAGAAUAAAAUUAAAGCGUUAAAACUGCUAAAUUUAAAUUACAGAGAAAAAAAUGUACUCAGACAUAAUUUUAAACAUAUAUUUUAAAUGAAGCAGUUUAACAUUUGAAUCAAUAGGCAGAAUAAAUGUAUGCUUUAUUAAAAGUCAGCACAUCAAAGGAAAUAUGUAUGUUAAAUAAUGUAACUGAAAAAAAAAGAUUAAAAAACAUUUAAUGAGAAACAUAAUUUGGUGGUUACUUAAGUAUUAUAGGUAGAAAUUAAUGUAUAGUAGGUUCUUCUCAAUCUUUAGAUGAAAAACAAACUCUCUAGUCCUUUACUUAGCAUGAAUUAUACUUUUAGAUUUGUUGUUUAGUAAAAUUAUACUUAAUAUUUAGAGUUAACACAUUUGUGUUUAAUAUUGGUAAAUUCUUCAUUAGAGAGCAUAAAUAUGUUGUCUUCUAUACUUUCUAACUUGUGCAUAUAUGAAGAGACUAGCAGUGGACAUUUUGGAAGAUGUUUUUGUGUUUUUUAUGGUAGAGUUCUAGGGUACCUGUGUCUUAGUAUGAAGUUUUUACUAGUAAACUCAAGAUCCUAUUCACAUACUGUUGCUUUCUCUUAUAUGGAGUUUCUUGUGUACCUCUCACCUUUACUUCUAAUCACGUAGUGAUACUAAUCAUUUCAUAGUGAAUAUACUUGUUUAUAAUUGUAUUCCUAGAGUUUACAUUCCUCAACUAUGACUUUGGAUAUUUUUAUGUGCUCAUUACCUUUGUAAGACUAUGGAAAUAAACUGGAGUUUCGUUUUUU